Messenger RNA from Thunnus maccoyii (southern bluefin tuna), 3277 nucleotides. RefSeq names its product zinc finger protein 184-like. Gene Ontology annotation, cellular component: nucleus. The record is from RefSeq and is a predicted model, not a curated record. Lineage: Eukaryota; Metazoa; Chordata; Actinopteri; Scombriformes; Scombridae. The coding region runs from base 57 to 3182 and encodes 1041 amino acids. The transcript has 10 exons. Gene Ontology annotation, molecular function: RNA polymerase II cis-regulatory region sequence-specific DNA binding; DNA-binding transcription activator activity, RNA polymerase II-specific. Gene Ontology annotation, biological process: regulation of transcription by RNA polymerase II.
ACAAACUGAGGGCGGAAGAAGCCAAAGAGACAAACUUAUGUCUCUUUAAACAGAAGAUGGAGACUUUAAACGUGAUCUAUGUUUCCUCGGUGGACUUUGCGGACUGUAAAGUGUCUAAAGCGGAGAUCCUGAGAGAAAUGAUCGCAGACAAACUGACCACAGCCGCGCAGGAAAUCUUAGCGGUUGUUGAGAGAACCGUAGCCGGGUACGAGGAGGAGGCUUCGGGCUUCAGACAGGAGAUCGACCGGCAGAGGAGACAGCUGGAGGUUCUCCUGCAGCCUCAGGUCAAACUCUGCAGGAUAGAUGAUGAAGGACUGUUACCUGUAUGUGAGGAAGAGGAGGAGGCUGGUGGAGAUAAACUCCCUGAAAAAGAGGAAGAGCAGCACACACAGCAGACACACUUGGAGGACAGCUGGAGCCAGGACGUCUUACACCACACUGAGGAAGAGGAGGGUGAAGAUGAGGAGGAGGCUGCUGAAGAGCCAGCACAGAGUACCAGUCCAGACCAGCAGGAUCAGACAUCAAACACCAGAGGUCAGUCUGUGAAGAGGAAGAACCGGAGACCCGGACCUUUAAAUCUCAGAGUCUGUCUGUUGAAGGACUCCGUGACCAGCGUGCAGGGUCGAAGGUCUUCACAAGUGACGAGGUCUUCGGUGCAGGACGUCAAGUGUCCUCGUGGCCUGCAGGAGGCCGACUUCCUGGACCUGCUGAGGUCCAGAUUCCCUCAGCUGACCGGACGGUUUGACGUCUUCACAGCCGACGCCUCCAAGAAACUGUGGCCGCUGGAAGUUGGAGCGCUGACAGCAGAGGAGAUCCAGAGGUCCAUCCAGUCCACCGGGAGACGAAGAUCAGCCCUGUAUGUCCGAGCAAAGGUUGGAGAUGAAGAGCAGACCUGCGAGGAAGACGGAGAACGUGACAACACAGCCGAUUCCCUGACCGUCUCCACGACAACCAGUGAUGACACCAUGAAACAUACGAGCGAUCCUGUUUCAAGAGUUGAGAUCAACAAAGAAGACGCUCUGCCCAGCAGCGCAAGAAUACAGGAAACCGAGGAUGAUGAUGAUGAUGAUGAUGAUGGCGGUACUUCACUAGACCCCACCAGUGACUCUCCGGCGCCCUCUCCUGCUCGCUCCGCAGCUGACAAGGAGGAGAAUCACGUGGACGAUGACAGAAAUGAGGACCAGAAACCAGACGAGAGCGCUACCGACGCAUCGAAGAGGAAACGCCCGGUUUUACCGCCAUCUUUCAGCUCCGCAGAGGACGGCGAAGGGGAAGCUGGUGACGAGGAUGUCAGAGAUGAUGACGGGAAGCCAGACGAGGACGAUGAAGCACCACAGUCAUCAAACACAAAAACACGGCACUCACUGCAACUCAGGGUCUGCUUGCUGAAGGACAUGCAGACCAACGUGCUCUCAAAAAGAGCCUACAAACAUCCAGUGCAGAAGCUGACGUGUCCUCGUGGCCUAAGGGAGGCCGACUUCCUGGAUCUGCUGAGGUCCACCUUCCCUGAGCUGCCCGGAGGUGACCGACCGUUCGAUGUCUUCCUGACUGACAAAUGCAAGAGACUACAGCCUCUGAGAGUAAAGACGCUGACGCCAGAGGAGGUCCACAGGUCCAUCAAGUCCACCGGGAAAGGAAGAUCGGCUCUUUACAUUCGACUGAAGACAGCAAAGAAAUCCCUGAUCAGCAAGGAGCGACUUCCUCCUCCACAGAGAAAAGACGAAGCCGCCAGUGACGCUCUGUCCACCUCUUCAGCACUGACAGGAAGUGAUGAAACCAGACCGCAUGCAAGUUCCCACAACAAAGAAACAGAGGAAACAGAGGACGGUGAUGACGGAGAAGAUUGUGGAAUAUCAGAGCCGGACAAAAUUAGAGCCAUUUCUUCUUCCUGCCCCGCAGCUGAGAGCAAAGGGGACGAUGAUGAUGAUGAGGAGGAGGAGGAGGAAGAGGAGGAGGUGAUGGUGGACGACAGAAAUGGCGACUGGAAACCAGACAAGUGUGAUGAGGAGCUGGAGGAGAGUGAACUUGAACCGAAUUCAUCCAAGACAGCGAGGAAGCCACAAGUCAAACAUUCAGGUGUCAAAACAAAGAGAAGCAAACGGAUCCAUUCGUCUCCGAAGGCGUCGACUGAGAACAGUGAUGCUCUUCUCUCCUGUAAAGUCUGCACAGUUCUGUGCACGUCGACGAACAUGUUGGUAAAACACGUCUGGAGUCAUGUGGACGAUCCAGAGAGAGUUUGUGGAGUGUGUGGAGAACAUUCAGAGUCUGCAGAGGAGCUGAGGAGUCACCUUCAGAGUCACCAGAAAACUCACAGCUGCAACAUCUGCGGAAAGUCUUUCAUGACUGUUUCUAGUCUAAACAGGCACGCUAGUCUUCACACAGAAAAGAGACAGUACAAAUGUGAUGUCUGCCAUAAAGCUUACACUCAUAAGUCGGGUUUGAAGAAUCACAAGUGGGAGCACGUGGAGGAUAAACCACACAAAUGUGACAUCUGCCACCAGUCUUUUGGUUUCCCACAGCAGCUGAGGAUUCACAUGAGACGCCACACAGGUGAGAAACCGUACCGCUGCAAAGAGUGCGGUAAAUCUGUCAGUGACUUCCGAUCUUUAACCCGACACAUGCUGCUUCACACUGGGGAGAAACGUUACAGCUGUCAGGUCUGCGGGAAACAUUUUUUACUUCCCGGAAAACUGAAAGAACACGAGAAAAUCCACACAGACAGAAGCAGAACGCACCUCUGCCACGUUUGCUGCAAAACGUUCCACAGACCAGGUGAGUUAAAAGCUCACCUGGAAACACACAACAAGGCGAGGUCGCACAUGUGCGGCGAAUGCGGCAAGGGGAUGUCGUCUCGAGGAGCUCUGAAGAGACACAUGAUAAUCCACAGUGGGGAGAGACCGUACGGCUGCUCAGAGUGCGGACAAACUUUCAGCUGCUGGAACGUUCUCAGAUCCCAUCAGAAGACGCAUUCAAGCUUGAAACCGUUUGUUUGCGGGGUUUGUGGGAAAACCUUUAAGAAAAAAGAGUACGUGACUGUUCACAUGAGGACGCACAACGGAGAGAGACCGUACAAAUGUUCUCUGUGUGACAAAGCCUUCACCCAGAGUCACUGUGUGAAAACACACAUGAAGAGUCACCAGAGGGAGGAAAAGUCAGCAGUGGAUGGACUGAUGCUCGGUUGAUGGACGUCUGUUCUAGAGUUGUAAUAUUUGGAGUUAAAAAUGUAAUAACUCGUCAUAUAUUGUAAGAACAAAUUAAAAUUUUGAUGUGUUAUGUA